Messenger RNA from Trypanosoma rangeli, 429 nucleotides. Its product is annotated as putative to be involved in ER-Golgi transport. NCBI's taxonomy places the organism in Eukaryota, Euglenozoa, Kinetoplastea, Trypanosomatida, Trypanosomatidae. The transcript has a single exon. Gene Ontology annotation, biological process: retrograde transport, endosome to Golgi; endoplasmic reticulum to Golgi vesicle-mediated transport. The record is from RefSeq and is a predicted model, not a curated record. The coding region runs from base 1 to 429 and encodes 142 amino acids.
AUGGAUUCUCUAUACAAUUGGAAUGACUCCACAAAGAUUGGCGUUGCCCUCACAGGUCUAGGAGCGCUCUUUACUUUCUUGGGCGUUAUCAUGUUGUUGGAUAGUGCCCUUCUCACAAUGGGGAACGUCCUCUUUGUCGCAGGGGUGGCCUUGGUGAUGGGGCCCAAACGCUUUCAGUCGUUUUUUCUCUCCAGACGGCGAGCUUCUGGGUGUUUUUUCAUGGGUAUGUUGCUCAUUAUAUCAGGCUUUUGUUUUAUUGGCCUUUUACUUCAAGGAUUUGGAGCGCUGAAUCUUUUUGGUAAUUUUUUCCCGAUGAUAGCCCGCAUUUUAGAGUCAGUUCCUCUUUUGGGCCCUAUUGUGCUUUCAAUGCCAGUUCAACGUCUACUAGCUUUAUUGGGGCUGCAGGGCAACCGUGGCCGGAACGUUUGA